This is a messenger RNA of Ananas comosus (pineapple), 2093 nucleotides long. RefSeq names its product ras GTPase-activating protein-binding protein 1-like. Gene Ontology annotation, cellular component: cytosol; ribonucleoprotein complex. The record is from RefSeq and is a predicted model, not a curated record. The coding region runs from base 260 to 1690 and encodes 476 amino acids. The transcript has 9 exons. Lineage: Eukaryota; Viridiplantae; Streptophyta; Magnoliopsida; Poales; Bromeliaceae. Gene Ontology annotation, molecular function: mRNA binding.
ACUUCGCCUUCGCACUCUCUCUUUCUCUCUCUACCCCCCUCUCAGAUCCGGAGCUCCAAAACCCUAACGAGCUCGAAGAAGAGGAAGAAGAAGAAGAAGAAGAAGGAGACCGAUUCCCCCCGAUCCCUCCUCGAUCGAGCUCCCGAGAUCGCCUCCGAUCGAUCCGCCGAUCACCUCUCCCCGAGUUCGCCUUCGAUCGCUUCGAUCCGAGAGCUCUCGAUCCGUUUCCGAGCCCCUCCGCGCGGUUCCUCGAUCGGAAAUGGCGACUCCGCAAUCGGCCCCCUCCGGAUCGGCUCCCCCUGCGCAAGUGGUGGGCAAUGCGUUCGUUCCGCAGUACUAUCACAUCCUGCACCAGUCGCCGGAUCUGGUGUAUCGCUUUUACCAGGAGAGUAGCAAGCUCGGGCGCCCCGGAUCUCACGGCGAUAUGAUCUCGGUCACCACGCUCGAUGCGAUCAAUGAGAAGAUACUCUCGAUGGACUUCCUCCGAGCCGAGAUUAAGACGGUGGAUGCUCAGCAAUCGCUAGGGGGCGGAGUGAUAGUGCUUGUGACAGGGCAUCUUACUGGGAAGGACAAUGUGAAGAGGGACUUCACACAGUCCUUCUUCCUCGCCCCCCAGGAAAAGGGAUUCUUUGUCCUGAAUGAUAUAUUCUGCUAUGUCCCAGAGGCUGGCGAGGGCGAGGGCAAGGGCGAGCGGGCAGAGGAGGCGGAGGGAUUGGCGAAUGGCACUGGUGAUCCUCUUCCGUCGCAGCAGGAUUCAAUUCCACAAGAGGAGCAGCACCUUCAGGAUCAACCAGUGGCACCACCGGAAGAGGAGGCUGAAGAAGAGAAUGAGGAGGAAGUUUAUGAUCCAUCAGACAACGAGGCGGAACCUGUUGUAGAGGAGGAAGCACCAGUUGCUGAGGUCAUUGAUGAACCUCCCAACAGUUCACAGGCAGUUGUCGCUGAUUCAAGUGCUGCUCCACAUGAUGAGGCGCCGAAAAAAUCGUAUGCUUCAAUUGUGAAAGUCAUGAAAGAUAAUGCUGCUCCGUUAUCAGUUCAGACACAUGUGCCAGCUAGGGCAGCACCAGUAAAAUCAGACAGACAGGCUGUCCCUGCUCCUGCCCCAGCUCCUGCUGCAAUCCCAGAUAUACCCAUUGCUAGUUCUUCCACCGAGAGCAGCAAUGUUCAAGAGCCAGAAGCUGAUGGCUACUCAAUAUAUGUAAGGAGUUUGCCAUUAACUGCUACACCUGCACAACUCGAGGAGGAGUUUAAGAGGUUUGGUGCUAUCAAGCCUGGUGGUAUUCAAGUUAGAAGCAACAAGCUACAAGGGUUUUGUUUUGGAUUUGUGGAGUUUGAGGAGGCUAGCGCUGUCCAAAGUGCAAUAGAGGCUUCUCCUAUUACGAUAGGUGGUCGCCAGGCUUUUGUUGAAGAAAAGAGGGCCACUGGUUCACGAGUUGGCAACCGAGGAAGGUUUGCACCGGGCAGAGGUGGUUCCAGUUUCCGGAACGAUGGGAUGAGGGGGCGUGGUAACUAUGGUGGUGGAAGAGGCUAUGGUAGGGGAGAUUACAACAACCGGCCUGAUUUUGGGAGCAGAGGGGGCGGCAGGGGAGGGUAUUCGAAUCGGGGGGGUGAUGUUGGAUAUCAGAGGGUUGAUCAUGGUGGUCGUGGUAACCGAUCCAGUCCAUCACCUCCAAAUGCUCCCUCCAAAUAAAAACCAGAAGCAGAUUUGCAACUCUCAGGUUUUAUUUUUCUGGUCCUCAGAUUACCCUGGAUUGAAUGCAUUGAAGAGUUAAUAUCCCUCAAUUGUCUGGUUUUUCCUAAUUAAUUGCGAGGUUCCUGUUUUUCUUCACCCACUAUUUUUGGAACAUGAUACAACUGGUUAUUACUGAUUCUGUAGAAUAUAAGUUUUAGCCGAAUAUAUAGCCAACGUUCCUUGGGACUUUUCUUAUGUAGCUGAUGUUCCUAAACUUAGGCAUUUAAUAGGGUGUCUAAUGUUGUGAGAGAGGAUUGGUGUAGCAACUAUUUUUUUUUUUUUUUUAACCAUUCUUUUCUUUCCACUGUUUCUUUGAAUAGACGGUUGAAUUGUAAUCUGAUUUGGGAUUUUCUUCAGAUAA